Molecule: messenger RNA, 969 nt
Organism: Labeo rohita (rohu)
Lineage: Eukaryota; Metazoa; Chordata; Actinopteri; Cypriniformes; Cyprinidae
Exons: 3
Coding region: 1-789 (262 amino acids)
Source: RefSeq, a predicted model, not a curated record
AUGGCGAGGAGGCUUACCGAGUCAAUACCAUCCUGGACUCCCGACGCCGGAACGGUCGCCUACAGUACCUGGUCGACUGGGAGGACUAUGGUCCCGAGGAACGGUCCUGGGUGCCCGCUGAGGACAUCUUGGAUCCUUCCCUCACCACGGAGUUCCACUCUACUCACCCAGAUCGACCAGCCCCCCGUGGAAGGGGAAGGCCCCGGCGUCGGUUGCCUCCUCGCGCCAGGAGGCGCUCGCAGGGGGGGGGCUCUGUCACGAACGCGGUCUCUGUGGCUCCCCCUGUCCCGCACCAGCGGGAACCUUCACCGGAGUUUUAACUACAUUACCCAUCAUCCCGUGCCUGGGGCUCGCCACUUCCGGUUCCGGGUCUCUCAGUUCACUUCCCCUCUGGCGGCCAUUUUAGCGUGCCGCGCCGGCACGUCCGUUGCGAAGUUUUGUUUGGUUAUGCCUUCAAUCCUGAGCGUUUUCUCAUCGGACUGCCUUUCUGUUGCCAACCGGACUGUUAACGUUGUGUGUGAUCUUUUGCUGCCUGCCUUUUGUCGACCCACGCUAUUGUCUCGGAUUAUUGUGUUUGCUUGCUGCCGGCCCCGACCUCUUGCACGGACUAUAACUAUCCCUCUGGUUUUGCCUUCACCACAACUGUCUGCCGUUGACGACUUGCGCCUGUUUACUCUGUUGGAUUUAAUAAAGCUGUUGCAAAUGGAUCCUCCGUCUCACGAUUCGUCCGUAACCGCGUCACAGUUUGGGAAUGAAACUCUUCUACCACAUGAUCUUCAGAGGAAGUGAUCCAGUUCAUUCCUGGCAGUUUGGAGGAGGACUGCUCUUUAUCUGCUGUGUCUGUCACUUCUGGUGCAGAGUAAUGGACCUUUUGUUGUAUGUUUUGGUUUGACUUAUUACACUAAUAUAGCUAGAAUUCAGAAUUAAAAUACAUGUGUUUAUCUACAUAUUAUCAGAGCUACAGUGGUG